Messenger RNA from Tetrahymena thermophila SB210, 2598 nucleotides. RefSeq names its product AMP-binding enzyme family protein. The record is from RefSeq and is a predicted model, not a curated record. Gene Ontology annotation, cellular component: membrane; endoplasmic reticulum. NCBI's taxonomy places the organism in Eukaryota, Ciliophora, Oligohymenophorea, Hymenostomatida, Tetrahymenidae. Gene Ontology annotation, molecular function: long-chain fatty acid-CoA ligase activity. The transcript is spliced from 4 exons.
AUGGGAAACACAAAAAGCGAGAUAGUUUAUUCUGUUCCUAUCAGUGAUAAAGUUCCUGGGGAAUCUUGCAUUUACAGGCAUCCUUUGUGCACAGAUAGUUUAGUUAUUACACCACAUUAUGAAAUAUAAACUAUGCAAGAUGCUAUUUUGAAAACAUUCACACGAUUUGAACAUAGGCAAUGUCUAGGUACGAGAUUAUUACCUAAUCCUUCAGGAUUAUUAUCAACUUAAGGAUUUAAUUCAAAUGCAAAUGGAUAGGAGAUCAUUAGAAACUCUUCGCAAGCUGUACUUAAACAGAAUCAAGUCAAUUCUAUGUAUUAACAAUCGAUAGAUGAUUUAAAUUGUUGUGGUGGAGGAGGUUACAUGGUAACUAAUCAAACAAAUAUUGAAUUAAAUAUAGCUAAUCCAUCUAAUAACUAACAAAAGACUAAUCCUACUCAAGCUAAUUAAUAAUAUUUUAGUGUUUCUAGAAAUAACGGUCUUUUAAAGACUUAAACAUAAGGCUAAUAUAAUGAUUAGAGUAAUAAUGAAAGUAACGCUAAUCUUAGCUUCUAAAAUAUUGUUUACCAGUAAGAUUUUGGUGGUGCUAAAACAGAAUAUGAAAGACAAAAAAGAAUACAAUAAAUAUAAUUGUCUACAAAUUUAUCUUUUACAGAGAAAUAAACUUUAAUUGAUAUUGAAAAUAAGAAAUUUGAGCUGCAAAAAGCUUCUAUAUUAACUAAUGGAAAGAGUAGUUUGAUGGGAGCUAAAUAAAUGGCAAAAGGAGGAGAAUAUUGUUGGAAAACAUACAAAGACCUUUUCAAUACAGUCAAAAAUUUAGCAACAGGAAUAAGGUCACUUUAGCUUACUGAAUAAAACGACGAGCAAGAAAAAUAAACUCUAGACUUAGUUGGUAUUUGGUCUAGAAGCAGAGAAGAAUGGGUUAUUGUUGAUUGUGCCAAUGUGUUGUACAAUAAUGUCACUGUUCCUAUACCUGAGUAGAUACAUGCAUCAGAUUUAUCAUUUAUCCUCGAGGAUACACAGCUAUCUUCAAUUUUUUGUGGUAGAAAUGAACUUGAAAGACUGUAUAGAAUGAUUAGAAGCUCUUAGAAAGCAUAAGUUGUAAUGUCACUUGGAAAUCUUUAAAAUAUAAUUUGCUUUGAUGAGUUUAUACCAUCAAUUUUGCAAAAAUUUUUCACAGAUUAAAUUGGAAUUAAUGUAAUUACACUUAAAUUUGUUAUAGAUAAAGGAGCUCAAUUACCAACUAUUCCAUUUCCUAAGAUAUCACCUGAUAACAUUUAAUCAUUUUGCUAUACAACAAGACAAGAUAAUGGUAAGCCUAUAGCAGCAAUGCUUAGCCAUAGGAAUUUUGUUAGCUUUUUAGCAAGUGUUUGGAAUAUUUCUCAUUUAAAACCUUAAUAAGAUGAUGUUUAUUUAAGUUAUCUUCCCCUAAGCCAUAUAUAUGAAAAAGUAUCAAUUUAUGCUGCUCUAUAUGCAGGAGCAUCAAUAGGAUUUUAUAGCGGAGAAAUUUCUACAUUAAUUGAUGACAUGUUUAUACUUCGUCCCACUAUAUUUUGCUCUGUUCCUUCAUUUUAUAAUAAACUCUACCAGACUAUAUAGGAUAAAUACUUUAAGAAGACGGAGGGUGUUGAAAGAUGGAUAAACGAAAAAGCCUUAGAAUAAAAGCUGUAAGCUCAUAGAUAAUCUCCAACAGCUGAUGUCAAGCAUACAUUUUAUGAUAAUAUCAUUUUUAAGAGUUUUAGAAAUUCCCUUGGAGGACGCCUUAGGUUAGCAUUUUCAUCUUCUGCCCCUUUGUUUUCGCAUGUCCACCAAACACUGAAACUUGUUUAUGGAGUUCCUAUAAUAUAAGCAUAUGGAUGCACUUAAUCUACUGGUUUAGCUUUUAUAACAAAUGCCUUAGAUUCAUCAGAAGGUCAUGUUGGAGGUCCAACUCUGAACACAGAAUUCAAAAUAAUUGAUGUUAUUGAAUUGGGAUAUACAAAUGACGACAUAGAUGAAACAGGUUAAAAAAUAAUACGUGGUGAGCUUUGCCUUAGAGGACCUGGUAUAUUUGAAGGUUAUUUUAGAGAAUAAGAAUAAACAUCAAAAGAAAUCGAUAAAAAUGGUUGGCUCCAUACUGGGGAUAUUGUUCAGCUUUUACCUAACGGAUCAAUAAAGAUAAUAGACAAUAGGAAGAAUAUUUUUAAGAUGCCUCAAGGAGAAUAUGUAAGUCCAGAAAAAUUGGAGAGAAUAUAUUAGCAAGUGAAUUCCAUAACAGAUAUCUGUAUAUAUGGUUCACCAAUUUAGAAAUAUUUAGUAGCAGUGGUAGUUCCUAAAAAAGAUCUUGUGGAUUUGAUAGCUAAAGAAUAUGGUCUUCCAACAUCUUCUUAUAUUUAAAACUGUAGGCACCCUUAAGUAAAAGUAGAUAUUAUUUCAGAUAUACAAAAAUUAGCUCAAAAGCAAAAGCUCUUUUCGUAUGAAAUCGUUCAAAAGAUUCAUAUUGAAACUACACCCUUCUCAAUUCUUGGCUUAGUUACUCCUAGUAAUCAACUUAAAAGAUAACAAGCAUAUAAAUUAUUUAAAUAAGGGAUAGACAGUCUAUAUGAAUUUGACAGUUGA